Aphanomyces astaci is the source of this 2434-nucleotide messenger RNA. RefSeq names its product chaperone DnaK. The record is from RefSeq and is a predicted model, not a curated record. Gene Ontology annotation, molecular function: ATP binding; heat shock protein binding; ATP hydrolysis activity. Bases 1 to 2361 code for a protein of 786 amino acids. The transcript has a single exon. Gene Ontology annotation, biological process: protein refolding; cellular response to unfolded protein. NCBI's taxonomy places the organism in Eukaryota, Oomycota, Saprolegniomycetes, Saprolegniales, Verrucalvaceae. Gene Ontology annotation, cellular component: cytoplasm.
AUGGCCCCUCAACGUCGUCGCACGGGCAAAGGCACCAAGGAUGCCCAUGCCAACCUUUCCGCGGAAGAACGUACCCAACAAGGUACGGAAGCCAAGAACCGUGGUAACGAAGCGUACGCCGCCGGCGACCACGCCACGGCCAUCAAGGAGUUCACGAACGCCAUCGGUUUCGAGCCCACCAACCACAUCUACUACUCGAACAGAUCUGCGGCGUACUUGAGCGCGGGCAACGCUGCGUUGGCUUUGCAAGAUGCCAACAAGUGUAUCGAGAUCGACGCCAAGUGGGGCAAGGGCUACGCCCGCCUCGGUGCCGCGUACUACUUCAUCAAGUCGUACCAAAAGGCCGUGACUGCGUACACCAAGGGUUUGACCUUGGACAAGGGCAACAAGCAAUUGCAAGCCGGUUUGACGCAAGCGCAAGCCGCCCUCCAAGUGCUUGAAGAAGAAGCCGGUGGCGUGGAGAUGGACGACGCCACGCGCAAGUUGAAGCGCCUCGAGAUCGAAGAAAAGAUCAACAAGGCCCGCGCCGACCGCGAAGAACGUGCCAAGCGCGCCGAGCGUGGUUUCUCGGAAGUGAUCGGGAUCGAUCUCGGUACCACCUACUCGUGCGUGGGUGUGUGGAAGGAUGGCCAAGUGGAAAUCAUCGCCAACAGCGAAGGCAACCGCACGACCCCUUCGUGGGUGGCGUUCAACGAAACCGAGCGCUUGAUCGGUGAAGCCGCCAAGAUCCAAGCCGCGUCCAACGCCACCAACACGGUGUUCGACGCCAAGCGUAUCAUUGGCCGCAACUUCAGCGACCCGAUCGUGAAGAAGGACGCCGCGCACUUCCCGUUCAAGAUUACCGCCGGGGACGACGACAAGCCGUUGAUCGAAGUGACGUUCAAGGGCGAAGCCAAGAGCUUCACCCCCGAAGAAAUCUCGUCGAUGGUGCUGACCCGCAUGAAGGAAACCGCGGAAAACUACCUCGGCCAAGAGAUCAAGCAAGCCGUGGUGACCGUGCCUGCGUAUUUCAACGACCAGCAGCGUCAAUCCACCAAGGACGCCGGCGCCAUCGCUGGCCUCGACGUGAAGCGCAUCAUCAACGAGCCCACCGCCGCCGCCCUCGCGUACGGGUUGGACACGAACGCCGGCGCGGAAGGCAAGUCGAACAUUUUGAUCUUCGACUUGGGCGGAGGCACGUUUGAUGUGUCCAUCUUGUCGAUUGAGAACGGCAUCUUCGAAGUCAAGUCCACGGGCGGUGACACGCACUUGGGUGGCGAAGACUUUGACUCGAACAUGGUCGACUACUUGAUCACCGAGUUCAAGCGCAAGAACAAGAACUUGGACCCGACGACGUCGGCCCGGUCCAUGCGCCGCCUGCGCACGGCGUGCGAGUCUGCCAAGCGCAUGCUUUCCACGACCACCAGCGCCACGAUCGAAGUGGACUCGCUCUUCGAAGGCGUCGACUUUAGCUCGACCAUGACGCGCGCCAAGUUUGAGUCGCUCAACGACGAGUGCUUCAAGCGCACGGAAGAAACCGUGUUGAAGGUGUUGCAAGACGCCAACAUGAAGCCCGACCAAAUCUCGGAACUGGUGCUCGUGGGCGGGUCCACGCGUAUCCCCAAGGUGCAAAACAUGCUGUCGGGUCUGUUUGGCGGCAAGGAGCUGAGCAAGUCCAUCAACCCCGAUGAAGCCGUGGCGUACGGUGCGGCCGUGCAAGGCGCGAUCCUGAGCGGCAUCCGCAACGACGCGACCAACUCGUUGUUGUUGGUGGACGUGACGCCCUUGUCUCUGGGCAUUGAAACCGUGGGCAAGGUCAUGUCGGUGCUGAUCAAGCGCAACACGGCGAUCCCGGUCAAGAAGACGCGCGUGUACACGACCGAAGCCGACUACCAAACCCAAGUGAACGUGGUCAUCUACGAAGGCGAGCGCGCGUGCGUGGACCACAACAACAAGCUGGGCGAGUUCACGAUCUCGGGCAUUGAACGCGCCAAGCGCGGCGAGCCCCAAGUGGAAGUGACGUUCGAGAUCGACGCCAACGGCAUCUUGAACGUGAGCGCCAAGGACAAGAAGACCCACGCCAAGGCCGAGACCACGAUCAGCAGCAACGGCGGCCGCUUGAGCCAGGAAGACAUUGACCGCAUGGUGGCGGACGCGGAAAAGUACAAGAAGGACGACGCCGAAGUGCUGCGCAAGAUUGAAGCGCGCAACAACUUGGAAGGGUUCAUCUACCGCGCCUUGGAAAUCGCCCGCGAAAAGGGCGACAGCCAGGCCGAAAACACCAUCCGCGAAGCCCGCGAAUGGUUGGAAGACCACGAAGAAGCCACGCUUCGCGAGUUGGAGGACAAGAAGCGAUUGUUGGAACGAUUGAUCAAGUACUAAUAAGUCCAACCAACGAACCAAGUGGAGAUGAUCUAAUAACGUCUGAUAUUCUAUUCCCAUUCUUGUACACACA